Messenger RNA from Periconia digitata, 1149 nucleotides. Lineage: Eukaryota; Fungi; Ascomycota; Dothideomycetes; Pleosporales; Periconiaceae. The record is from the annotation of a GenBank genome assembly.
AUCGCUAUCAUGGAAACCACCUCUCAAGACUUCCAAAUAGCAGCCUUGGCCGCAGGCUUCUCGCUUGGAUACGGGGUGUUGACAGUAUGGGAAGCAAUCAAACAGACACGCCGAAACCGCAACCCCCUCCGCUCGGUAUACAUCUACAUGAUAUGGGGUGAGCUAUUGGCUAAUAUCUCCAUCGGAGUAUUGGGAUGGCUAUUUCUCCAAGGCAUUUUUGGUCCUACUGUACCGGUCCUGUUCUUCAUUCUGUUCUCAUGGGUCCUUCAAAUCCAAUUUCUCAUGCAGAUCAUCAUCAAUCGAAUUGCUCUUAUCGCGGAGCAUCGCGGCACUGUCCGUAAAAUCAAAUACGGAACUGCCAUCUUAAUUACACUUGUUAAUCUGAGUGUAUUCUGCAUCUGGAUUCCGGCACACCUUUCACCACCAGCCAGUCCCUUAUACGUCAAGCUGAACAACGUAUGGGACAAGAUCGAAAAAGUUGUCAUUCUCCUCGUCGAUGCUGGGCUCAAUUAUUACUUCCUUAGAAUCGUAAAACUCCGCUUGGUGGAGCAACAUCGCCUGACCAAAUACUCGCCUUUGGUUGCAUUCAAUGCUAAACUGAUGAUUCUUUCUAUCAGCAUGGACGGUCUUCUCAUCGGCCUCAUGUUCUUGCGAAACCCUGUGGUUUACGUCAUGUUCCAUCCUGUGGUUUAUCUCGUCAAACUCAACAUUGAGAUGUCCAUGGCAUCGUUGAUUACCCACGUGGCGAAGGGGGGAAGCAAAAACGACAUGUAUCCCGAACACCACUUCGAUUCCUCCAGCGGCCCACGCUCCAAAGGCACAGGCACAAACCCACGAUUCGAUCUACAAUCAGCGCAACACACUGCUUUUGCCGAGAGAGGGAACACUUUCCAGCUGGCUUCUUUCAACGCCAAAGGUGGACGUGACACGGUAUCGCGUGCCGACAAUGCAUCGCUCGAGGAUGCGGAGGGAGGCAUCCACUGCCGCACAGAUCUCAAUGUGGUGAUAGAAAACGUCAGCUCAGAUGACACUAGUGAUAUUGAUCAGAAGAGAAGGAGUAGCUCGAGAAGCUCGAAUGAGGCGCCAACAUCACAAUUUGGAGAUGAAAUUCCGUUGAGGAAAGUUGGCGUUAUUCAAGCAACACCAUAG